ACGCGGUUGCUGAGGGGACUGGCGCGGCGACGGUGGCUGGGCGAGCCCCAUUCCCUCCUAAUCCUCCCCGCACUAAGAUGGCGGCUGAUCCUCCUCCUCCUCAGGAGUUUGGCGUCGCCGAAGAACGGAGUGGGCAUUGCGCCGUGGUCGAUGGGAAUUGUCUUUAUGUGUGGGGGGGAUAUGUGUCUAUUGAAGAAAAUGAAGUUUAUUUACCAAAUGAUGAACUUUGGAUCUAUGAAAUUGACAAUGGAUUAUGGUCAAUGCAUCUAAUGGAAGGGGAGUUGCCUCCAUCCAUGUCUGGAAGCUGUGGAGCCUGCAUUAAUGGAAAACUCUACAUCUUUGGAGGAUUUGACGACAAAGGAUACAGCAAUCGGCUCUAUCGUGUUAAUUUGAGAACAAGAAAUGGAAUUUAUUUAUGGAAGCAAAUUACAGACUUUAAAGGUCAGCCUCCUACACCACGUGACAAGCUUGCUUGCUGGGUGUAUAAAGACAGAUUAAUCUAUUUUGGUGGUUACGGUUGUAGGAAGCAAAAUGAGCUGAGUGACUGUUUUGAUGUUCAUGAUGCAUUUUGGGAAGGUCAAAUAUUCUGGGGAUGGCACAAUGAUGUUCAUGUUUUUGAUACAAGUACGCAAACUUGGUAUCAGCCAAAAAUUAAACGUGGAAUUGCACCUCAGCCUCGAGCAGCUCAUUCAUGUGCAGUCAUAGGGAAUACAGGCUAUGUCUUUGGAGGACGGGUUUUGCAAACAAGGAUGAAUGAUUUACAUUCUCUGAAUUUAGAUACCUGGGUUUGGUCAGGAAAAAUUGGUACAAAUGGAGAAACGCCAAGAGACAGAUCAUGGCACACAUUGACUCCUGUGACAGAUGGGAAACUUUUCCUGUUUGGUGGACUGAGUUCAGACAAUGUACCCUUAAGUGACGGUUGGAUUUAUGAUGUUGCAACAAACGAAUGGCAACAACUUACAUACUUACCAAAGAGUAGACCUAGAUUAUGGCAUACAGCCUGUCCUGGCAAAGAAGGUGAAGUAUUAGUCUUUGGAGGAAGUAAAGAUGAUUUGCAUUUCCUGGACACAGGACAUUGCAGUGAUUUAUUGAUUUUUCAAACACAACCAUAUUCGCUUCUCAGAUUGAGUCUUGAUUGUAUUGGUAAAAAUGCUGUCCUCUUGGAGAAACAAAUACCUUGGUUACCAUCUAGACUUUUGGAAGAAGUUGUGGAUAAGAUAACUUUUUGGGUUGCUGUUAAUCAUCGUCAGAAAAAAAAAGCCACAGCAGAAGGGCAUGAGUAGAUUAAUGCCUCCUAAACAACAGUUCCACGUCAUUUUAAAGUACACAAUACUGACUAUUAUUGGUAAAUUGUUUGGACUAAAUUCUAAGAUUUCUGGAUGCACAAGAAACAGCUUCAAAGGUUAUCAGUGUCAUAACAGCUCCAGUUCAAGGCUCUGAAGAUUAAAAGUUUUCUUGGACUUAAGAGCAAUUUGAUCCAAUUAUUAUUAUUAAAGAUAAUGGGGUUCCUGGCAGUGAAAAUGCUAUUUGGCCAAAUUUGUUGGUAUAAACUUCUGCCGUUAUUUGAAAAGGAGAUUUUUUAAAAAGUUGAAUUGUGUUAAAAACCAUUGUGCAAACUCAAAAUCCUUUCACAACAGUUAUCAAAGUUUUGACAGUGUUGUCCAUUCUGUUGAUUGUGUAAAAUUUGUAUUUAACAGUUGAAAAUAUUUCCUUAAUUUAUUGUAAAAAGUAUUUAUAAAAUACUGUUUUCUAUU
Molecule: messenger RNA, 1754 nt
Organism: Python bivittatus (Burmese python)
Lineage: Eukaryota; Metazoa; Chordata; Lepidosauria; Squamata; Pythonidae
Gene: KLHDC1
Product: kelch domain containing 1
Molecular function (GO): protein binding
Source: RefSeq, a predicted model, not a curated record